GGUGACGCCUACAACAUACAGUUUACAAUAAAUGGCGAGAAACAUGUUGCGUAUGAUAAGUAUCCACCCACCACAUCGCUAAACGAUUACAUCAGAGAUGUUGCUGGACUUAAGGGGACGAAAAUCAUGUGCAAGGAGGCCGGAUGUGGAUGUUGUGCAGUGACCGUGACCUACGCCCCAGGGGGAGAUAAGGCAGAGACCAUGAGCAUUAACUCCUGUCUCUGCCCCCUGUACAGUGUAGACGGCUGGCAGAUCACCACUGUUGAAGGUAUAGGCAGUCAAAAAGAUGGAUUCCACCCAAUCCAGGAGAGGAUUGCCCAGCAUAACGGCACUCAGUGUGGCUACUGUACUCCUGGUUUUGUCAUGUCCAUGUAUGGACUACUCCACCAGAAGCCCCAGCUGAGCCAGCAGGAGAUAGAAGACUCAUUUGAUGGCCACGUGUGCAGGUGUACAGGCUACAGGUCAAUCCUGGACGCCAUGAAGUCUUUUGCUACAGACUCUACUAUUCCAGGAGCCAGGUGUGUCGAAAUUGAGGAUCUUAAUAAACAUCUGUGCCCCAAAACUGGAGAGGUUUGCAAAGGGAAGCAAGAAGGAUGUUCUCAUGGCUUAUCCCUUGACUUGCAUGAAAGCAAAUGGUACAGACCAAACAACCUGCAAGAGCUUGGGAAACUUCUCAUAGAAAAUAGCACCAGGAGCACAAAACUUUUGUUUGGCAACACAUCUGCAGGUAUAUUUAAAAAUGAAGGACCCUAUCAGGUUUAUAUUGAUCUUCAUGGGGUGAAGGAGCUCUACCUGUUUACAGAAAACACAGACAGUGUUGUGUUUGGUGGCAACACCACACUCUCUAAGCUGAAGGACCAUCUGAAGGAGCUGCAACACAAGGCUGGCUUCUCCUACUUCACUGCAGUCAUUCGUCAUCUCAAAGUCAUUGCCAGUGUGCUGGUUAGAAAUGCUGGUUGCAUUGCAGGAAAUUUAAUGAUAAAGAAAAACUAUCAUGAAUUUCCAUCAGAUCUUUUCACUUUGACAGAAGCCAUUGGAGCCAGUGUUGGUAUCUUUGAUGCUAAAGAUGGCAGCACAAAGAAAUACAGCCUGUUGGACUUCCUACAAAAAGUGGACAUGAAACAAAAAGUCAUAGCUUUUCUUCAACUCCCAAGUUUCAAACAGUCUGAAGUCUUACGAUCUUUUAAAAUUACUCCAAGAUGGCAGAAUGCUCAUGCAUAUGUAAAUGCUGCAUUUAAGCUUGGAGUUGAGGGUAAAAAGGUUACAGGAACUCCAUCUUUUGUGUACGGAGGUAUCAGUAACAAUUUGAUUCAUGCUUCUAAUGCUGAAGCAUUCAUUAAAGGGAAGGAACUCGAUGACAAAGUAAUUUUAGAAACAUUGAAGGUUUUAUCUGCUGAGCUGAUUCCAGCAGAAGAUGACCCACUUGCUGCGUCUGCUAAAUACAGACAUGACCUGGCUGUCAAUCUUCUAUAUAAGACACUUUUAGAGGUCUACAAACCAUCAGAUCUGAGAGUUCAAAGUGGAGCUGACAGUAUGGACAGGACUUUGUCCUUUGGGCUACAAACUUUCCAAGAGAAAGCAGAGGAGUUCCCUCUCAAGUAAGCUCUAUCUAAAUUGGAAGCACCUUUACAGGCAUCUGGUGAAACUGUUUACACCAAUGAUAUUCCAAGUUUCCGCAGAGAACUUUGUGCAGCUUUUGUAAUUUCUACAGUAGGGUCAGCCACACUUGAACAUGUAGACCCAUCUGAAGCUUUGGCAAUCCCUGGAGUUGUGAGCU
This is a messenger RNA of Physella acuta, 1777 nucleotides long. RefSeq lists its product as uncharacterized. The record is from RefSeq and is a predicted model, not a curated record. Lineage: Eukaryota; Metazoa; Mollusca; Gastropoda; Physidae. Gene Ontology annotation, molecular function: iron-sulfur cluster binding; iron ion binding; oxidoreductase activity.